This is a messenger RNA of Saccostrea cuccullata (small rock oyster), 1652 nucleotides long. RefSeq names its product O-phosphoseryl-tRNA(Sec) selenium transferase-like. Gene Ontology annotation, biological process: selenocysteine incorporation; conversion of seryl-tRNAsec to selenocys-tRNAsec. The record is from RefSeq and is a predicted model, not a curated record. The transcript is spliced from 11 exons. Lineage: Eukaryota; Metazoa; Mollusca; Bivalvia; Ostreida; Ostreidae. The coding region runs from base 117 to 1529 and encodes 470 amino acids. Gene Ontology annotation, molecular function: tRNA binding; O-phosphoseryl-tRNA(Sec) selenium transferase activity.
ACAAAAUUAUCAUAUUUUUUUGAAAUCUUUAUUAAAAUACAGAUAUCGUGAUGUUUUGAAAACAUGGAAGAGUAGAUAACACUUGAAAAGGAGGAAACUCGGACUGUAAACAAGGCAUGGACAGUGAUUGUUAUAACUUGUGCGAAAAACUUGUGCCCAAGAGCUACAUUCAGCAAGGCAGGAAUGCAAAGACUGUCCAUCAAAGCAAAAUCAAACAUCUCCUAGAACAGAGAAGAAUUCCUGAGGAGGGUUGGGAUGAUCAUACCAUUGAGUUGUUCCUCAGUGAGUUGGCCAUAAUGGACAGUAACAACUUCCCGGACAACUGUGGUGUGGGGGAGAGAGAAGCAAGAAUUUUUUCUUCUCUUGUCAGCAGACGACAUUUCAGACUUGGUCAUGGAAUAGGCAGAUCAGGAGAGAUAACUGCUGUUCAACCCAAGGCAGCUGGCUCCAGCGUGUUAAUGACUCUGACAAACAGUCUGGCCCUUCAUGCUAUCAAACUCUCAGGAAUUCAAGCUAGCAGUUGUUUUGUUGUUCCGAUGGCAACUGGAAUGAGUAUAGCACUGAGCCUUUUAGCACUAAAACAAAAGAGACCAAAUGCCAAAUACGUUUUAUGGCCCCGUAUUGACCAAAAAUCUUGUAUCAAAUCAAUUGUUACUUCAGGUUUUGAGCUGGUUGUAAUUGAAAAUGUGCGAGAGGGAGAUGAACUUAAAACAAACUUAGAGGAAAUCCAGAAGAAAGUUCAAGAGCUGGGACCUAUGAAUAUACUGUGUAUUCUGACUACAACCAGCUGUUUUGCACCUAGAAUUCCAGACAAGUUAGAGGAAGUAGGGGAGAUAUGUAAGACACAAGACAUUCCACAUGUAGUGAACAAUGCUUACGGUCUGCAGUGUUCCAAGUGUACCCACCUCAUACAACAAGCAUCCAGAUCCAGAGUAGACAUAUUUGUCCAGAGCACAGAUAAGAAUUUUAUGGUACCUGUGGGAGGGUCAAUCAUAGCAGGAUUUGAUGAUCAACUCAUACGAUAUAUCAGCAAGUCUUACCCAGGUAGGGCCUCCUCUUCCCCCUCCACAGACCUCCUGAUCACCCUCCUCAGUAUGGGGGUCCAGGGAUACAAGGACCUCCUGAAAGAGAGGAAAACAAACUACAAGACUCUACAGACCAGGCUCAGUGAAUGUGCUCAGAAGCACGGAGAGCGUUUACUUGCAACAUCUCACAAUGGGAUUUCUAUGGGUAUGAGCUUAUCAACAUUCCAGUGCAAUGAAGAGAGUGUCACAGACUUGGGCUCAAAACUCUUCACAAGACUCGUGUCGGGAACAAGGGUGAUUCCUGCAGACGGGAAAAAGAGUGAGAUUUGUGGGCAGACUUUCACAAGUUUUGGAGCCCACUGUGAUGACUAUGGGUCGCCAUAUUUGACAGCUGCGGCAGCCAUUGGCAUGACCUCUCGUGACGUGGACUUGUUUAUUACAAGACUAGAUAAAGUUCUGUCCAAAUGUGCCAAAGCUAAACAGUCUAGUCAUGUAGAGUCUUGAGCUAUGAUUUACAAAUGGAUGAAAAACAUUAGAGCAUUCCUUUUCAUUUUAACGAAUAAUCGGUGGUUUUAAUUUCAAAGAGAAGCAGGUUGUGUUAUGAUUAAAUUGCUCUUUACAACAGAA